This is a messenger RNA of Trifolium pratense (red clover), 894 nucleotides long. Its product is annotated as mavicyanin. The coding region runs from base 93 to 632 and encodes 179 amino acids. Lineage: Eukaryota; Viridiplantae; Streptophyta; Magnoliopsida; Fabales; Fabaceae. Gene Ontology annotation, cellular component: plasma membrane. The transcript has 2 exons. Gene Ontology annotation, molecular function: electron transfer activity. The record is from RefSeq and is a predicted model, not a curated record.
GGAUGAAUUGUAGAAAUAUUCAAACCAAACAAUCUCUAAGAGAGUGAUAGUAAGCAAAAAGCAUAUAACUUAACAAAGAAAGAUAUUGAACCAUGGGGUGCAAGUACAUGAUUUUCUUGGUGCUAGUAGCAACUUUGAUCACAAAGGAAGCAUUGGCAACACAACAUGUUGUUGGUGGAAGCCAAGGUUGGGAUCCAUCUUCAGAUUUUGAUACAUGGAGUUCAGGCCAAACAUUUAAAGUUGGAGAUCAACUUGUUUUCAAAUACUCUUCUAUGCAUAGUGUGGUUGAACUAGGCAAUGAAAAUUCCUACAAAAAAUGUGACAUUACCACUGCACUAAACUCCUUAAGUAGUGGAAAAGAUGUUGUCAAAUUGGACAAACCAGGUACAAGGUACUUCACAUGUGGUACCUUAGGUCAUUGUGGCCAAGGCAUGAAAGUCAAAAUCAAUAUAGUGAAAGGGAGUGAAUCUUCCUCCUCUGCAUCAUCACCGUCAUCAUCAUCGUCUUCCUCGUCGUCGUCGUCAUCAUCAUCUCCUACUUCAACUGAUGCAUCUUCAGCCUCACAAUACUUUGUCUCUCUUGUGUUCAUUGUCACACUAUCCUUUGUCACAAUGAUUUCUUUCUUUAAUUGAUUAUAUGAAGUUUGGUUUGUAAUUCCAAUAAGCAAAAGCAUAUAUAUACACUUGAGGGGUAUGGUGGUGGCAUGCCAAUUUUAAUUUACCUCAUCAUAUUCUGCAAAUAUGUAGCAGAGUUGAAUAAGAGACAGAGAAGUCACAUACUUUAUAUAUAGUAUUAUAAGUUUUUUUUUUUCUUUCUUUCCAUAUAUAUAGUUUUAUAAGUGAAUGUGUAUGCCAACAUUUUUCUUUUUGCUUUAUUAAAAUCUUUUUCAUUUUA